AUUAAUGUGAAGUGCAGUGUGGCUGCAGCUAGCCGACCCUGUAGGUUAAGUUUGUCACUUUAAGAGCAAUGGAGGAAAUCUAUAUGAAUGUUGCACCGAACAAGUCUGUUGGCUCGAGAGCUUCAACAGAUCCCACAGAGAGGAGACUUUAUGGAGCUGUUGUUCUCUGCCUGGGGCUGCUGAGUGUUCUCCUGCUGGCCGGGCUCAUCGGCCUCGGUGUCCACUACUAUGACUCCUCACGGCGUUCAGCCUCAGAGCUCUCCUCUAUCAAAGCCAACCUGACUGAGCGUCUCCAGGUCAGUUACAACAAGUCGUCUGCCCUGACUGAAGAGAGAGACCAGCUGAAUGUCAGCCUCAUUGAAAUGACCAAAGAGCGGAACUGGCUGAAGAGAAGGUGUCCUGCAGGAUGGAUGGUGUUCGGUUGUUCCUGUUAUUUCCUCUCUAAUAAGUCUCAUUCCUGGGAUGAAGCCAGAAAGGACUGCAAGGAGAGAGGAGCAGAUCUGGUGGUGAUAGACAGUGAUAAAGAACAGCUGUUCCUCUCUAACUUCACCGAGAAGGGAACUCAUGCCUGGAUCGGUCUGACUGACGAAGCCAAGGAGGGGACCUGGAAAUGGAUUAAUGGGGCUCCACUGUCUCUGAAGUACUGGCAAAAAAACCAGCCUGAUAAUGGAGGUGGAUAUGCCAAUCUUGGGGAAGAGGACUGUGCCCAUGUCAUAAAAUCUGGAGAGAAUAAUCGAGAGAACUGGAAUGAUUUGUCUUGUUUCACCAGUCAGAGAUGGAUCUGUGAGAAAAUGUUUGAGAUUAAAGAUUUGUAAAUUUCAUAUUUGAAUGAAUGAAUGAAUGAAAGAAUGAAUGAAUGUGUUUAUUUCAGUAUAUUUCAAUAAUCAAUGUAACUGAAAGGGUAUAGGUAGAAGCUAAAGCUUAUAAACACCUGCCCCUUUUACCUUACAAAGUUAUACUUGUCAUAACAAUACAAAUACAAAAGAGCAACGUGCAAGAAUUUGAAAUUAAUCAUAUCAAUAAACUUAAAUUUUCCAUCACACAAUAGAACGAAUAGCGCACAGUGCACAAAUUCGGAAAUAACAGUACAGUCAGUAAACUUAAUUUUCUUUACCAUAACAAGAAAUAAUGUAGUUUUUAUAAAGUAUUUUAAAGAUGUGUAAUGUACAGCAUGAAUUAAUACUUUCGGGACAGUUGUUCCAGAUCUUUACCCCUUUAACAGAAACAGUUAUUUUUAACGAUAGUUCGGGUCUUUGGUUUAUCAAAUAAUAAUGUUCCCUUCAGAUUAUAUCUGGUGUCUCUCAUUUUAAACAGUUUUUGGAGGUGGAGGCAGAAGUUCAUUUUUUACUUUGUAAAUGGUUUGUAUUGUGAUGUAAUCAACUAAGUCCGUGAAUUUCAAAAUGUUUUUGCAAAUAAAUAGUGGGUUAGUUGGCUCGCGAUAACGUUUUUUACAGAUAA
Epinephelus lanceolatus (giant grouper) is the source of this 1458-nucleotide messenger RNA. Its product is annotated as CD209 antigen-like protein C. The record is from RefSeq and is a predicted model, not a curated record. NCBI's taxonomy places the organism in Eukaryota, Metazoa, Chordata, Actinopteri, Perciformes, Serranidae.